AUGGCCGUCGCUUCCACCUUGCGGGGCGGCGCAGCCUCGACGCCUGCGCGCAUCGUGGCUCGCGAUCAGCUCGAAUCGCUUUUUCUUCCGGCGAUCAAGGCGUAUGCGCUCGGCUACAUCAUGGACAUCCUCCCCGCCAUCCUCAAGGCGCUCAUCAGGUUUAUCACGACCGAACUCAAACGCAUCCGCGCGUCCGAAAAGCGUCUACUCGAGGAACGUCGUAUUGCCAAGGAGUCUGGCGAGCUCCACCACUUGCCUCACAAGCGACGACAUGUGCUUGAUUCCGUCAAACCCAUCCUCUCCAGCCUCUAUCGUUUGCCUACACUGCUGCAAGCCAUCGGCAGAGCGUUGGUCGCAGCUCUCGGUCCCAAUGGAAUGGCCAUCAGCUGCUUCCUCGCAAUGGCAGGUUGGCGCAUCUCCGAGAUGCUCGUUUGGUGGCCCAUCGCAAAAUACUACGCGCUCAAACUCGCCUCGCCUUGCUCGUCGCAAGCACACACGCUCCGAGCUCUAUCCUACGCACGCAUCAGCUCGACCUUUGUCGCCUCGUCGCUCAGCUCAGCACUAGCCAUGAUGAUGCUUCAACACCAGAGCGCAGCCGCAUUGCACAACAAAAAUGCCUCUUCCGCCGCCGCCGCAGCAGCAGCGUCCACAGGCGUGCCCCCCAUGUUGACCAUCGAUACAACACCUAGCUGGAUUCCGAGGAGUUUGAGACCCAGUAGCUUGGGCUUUUUGGGAAGAAGAAGCGCUGGCGGCGCGAUGCCGAGAAUAGCUAGUCUGGCUCCUGCAGGCCAUUUCUUGAGCAGGUUGACCAGUUUGACCAUUCCGGGAACGCCAAGUCCGCAACUGUCCCUGGCUGCUGGUGCCAAUUUGAGCGGUGGAGGCGCCAGUCCCGAUGGAAGAUACGAUCCAAAUCCCACUUCUCCCUUGGCGACGCGCCAACCGCUCCCCAAGCUCUCGUCCUCGGCAGCAGAGCCGGCAGAGCCGGACCAAGCGGUAGCUCCACCCGCUUCACCCACUCAGCCAUUUGCCCCACAAUUUGCGUCGCCUUCGCUGGGUAAUGCCAACAAGAGCCGUCGAAAACCCGCACUGGGUCGGCCGAGUCCCACGAUCGACCUCACUCUCUUUGCGCUAGUCCGAGGAAUGGACACGCUCGUCCGCGCGCUGGCCGCUCCUGCUUCGCCGCACAAAGCUCGUCUCAAUGCAUCUGCUGCUCAGCCCUCGUCGCGCACGCUUCUCUCGUGCCUGGCUUCAGGAGCAGCCAACCAAGCGGAAGGACUCAUCUUUGUCGUCUGUUGCGCGCAGAUCAUGUGGGCGUGGUUCUACCACCCGGAACGCUUGCCGCCUACCUAUGUCAAGUGGAUCACCAACCUAGCUACCAUGGACGAGAGACUGCUGCUGGCGCUCCGAUGCAUCCGAAACAGCAAGCCGCUGGUAUGGAACUACCAGAGCAAAGCCAUGACGCCAGAGAGCGUACACUUGUUGGGCAGUCUAUCCGAGGCUUUGGGGCAUCCGUACGAAUGGGGUGAUCCCACCCGGUUGCCCAACACGGCGGCCGAGGCCAAGGCGAUGAUCCAAGAGGCUAGGGCCAAGAAUGCGGAUCAGAGCAGUCAAGGGUUCGUACUGCAUGGAGCGACAGGUCCGAGGGGUAGGGGAGAGAUGGGUGGUAUGCCGUGCGAGCUGGUGCAUUGUGGAACUGGCGGUGGAAACUGCUACAAGAAUGCGCUCUACCGUUGGAUUCGAGGAUGGAGAAUGAGCAUGGCCAUCUACCUGCCCGUGCACCUGCUACCGCGGCUGCUCUUCAAUCCAAGCGGAUUCAUGCGUGAACCGCUCGCCAAUCUGCUCAAAGUGGUCACCGGUGCAGCGCGAUCGGCGGCGUUCCUGGCGACCUACAUUGUGGGCAACUGGUUUCCAAUCUGUCUGGCGCGGUCGGUGGUGUUACCUCGUCUGUUCCCUGGGGUACCAUUCAACUUUUGGGAUGCGGGCAUAGGCCCAGCUAUCGGCAGCAUCGCUUGUGGCUUCAGCAUCUUUAUCGAGGAGAAGCGCAAGCGUGCCGAGAUGGCUCUCUAUGUGGCACCGAGGGCGCUGUUCGCCAUGGUGGAGAGUGCCAAGCCAGGCUGGCUGUCCGAGGGACAACAGACGGCGCUGUGGGCCGAGAGGAUGACGUUUGGCGCGAGCGUGGGUGUGGUGGUGUGCGCGGCAAGGUACAGGCCGGAUCUGUUGCGAGGCAUCACGAGCGCCAUGGGUUGGGUGACCAAGAAGAAGGGCGUACAGGCACCCAGGAGGAAUUACGCUAGGAGUGCCAUGUGA
Molecule: messenger RNA, 2307 nt
Organism: Mycosarcoma maydis (corn smut)
Lineage: Eukaryota; Fungi; Basidiomycota; Ustilaginomycetes; Ustilaginales
Exons: 1
Coding region: 1-2307 (768 amino acids)
Source: RefSeq, a predicted model, not a curated record